This is a messenger RNA of Vicia faba (fava bean), 720 nucleotides long. The record is from the annotation of a GenBank genome assembly. NCBI's taxonomy places the organism in Eukaryota, Viridiplantae, Streptophyta, Magnoliopsida, Fabales, Fabaceae.
AUGGCAGAGUCUCAAAACACGUCGUUCUCCAGGAGACCCGCAUUGGCUUCCAACACUGUUCCACUACCGGUCUACGGUUAUCCAUCCCCGGCAAAUGCCUUUCCUUACGCCAACAAUAAUCAGCGGAAAAAUAGCUGGUGCGGGCGCUGUUGUUGUCUCUGGUGGUUCAUCGGCAUCAUACUCACUCUAGCUGUGCUCUUUGUCAUCGCUGUUGUUGCUUUUUGCUUGAUUACCCGGCCAGAAUUACCUUAUUUUGCAAUCGAUAGUAUCGCUGUUAACGGAAUGAACCUCACAUCAUCGUCUGUUAUUUCUCCGGCAGUUGACGUGUUUAUAAGGGCUGAUAACGGUAACAACAAGAUUGGAAUUUACUACGAGAAGCAUAGCACCGCUGAAAUAUUUUACAGAGACGUUUGCCUCUGUAACGGCGCUUUACCCGCGUUUUAUCAGCCGACAAAUAACGUGACGGUGUUUCAGACUGUGUUGAAGGGUAAUGGCACCAAACUUGCGGAAAGAGAUCGGAGGGCGUUGGUGAAUGCUGUUGCGAAAUGGAGCGUGCCGUUGACGUUGAAGAUGAGGGCUCCGGUGAAAGUCAAAGUGGGGCUUGUUAGGACAUGGAAGAUCGGAGAUUUUGUGUUUGACUGUGAUGUGAUUGUUGAUCAGUUAACUGCGCAGGCGAAGAUUGUUGACACUGAUUGUAGUUAUGGAUUACAUCAUUCAUGA